AUGACAGAUAGCAAUGCAAAAGAUCACUCUGUGAUGGAAAAUAGAGACGAUCACAAGGAAAAAGCAGAUAAUGUGGGCAAGCAAACGUUGAACGGAAACAAAAAUAAAGACAAAUUAUUAGCAUCCUCAAUACAAGGAAAACUUCGGCAGGAAUCUCCAUUACCAGAUCAAACUUGCAUAUAUAGAGUCCCUCAUAAACUGUUUAGGCACAACGAAGAGGAUUUCGUCCCAAGUUUGGUUUCAAUUGGGCCGUAUCAUCAUGGAGAAAAGAAGUUGCAGGCCAUGGAAGAAAUGAAGCUGUGGUACUUGCAUGGCCACAUUGAACGGAAACAAAAUCAGAACACCCGUUUGGAGACGUUCGUGGCAACAAUUAGGAGUAUGGAACAAUUUUGUCGUGAUUGCUACGACGAAAAGUUUGAUAAUCUGAGCAGUGAUAGAUUUGUAGAAAUGAUGGUGGUUGAUGGUUGCUUUAUUAUUGAACUUUUCCGCAGACACAAUUUGGGGUACCGGCACCACGAUCCAAUUUUAAAAACGCCAUGGAUGUUGUCGACAAUUAGAGAUGACUUGUUGCUACUUGAAAACCAACUUCCUUGGAAAGUUGCUGCCUGUUUAUUUGAACUCACAGAGGAAGAAAACGAAGCUCUUCGGUACCUUGCUGCGCGGUUCUUUGGAAACGUAUUCCGCAUCUCAAUGCCAGUGGAAAACAUAUCGAGUGAAAGACAUUUACUCGACAUCGCAAGAGGUGCUGCCCUUGGACCGGUGGAUCCUCGUAAUCGUCGUAAUUUUUAUCACCCGAUUCCCUCAGUGACAGAGCUUCUGGAAAUCGGAGUGAAUUUUGAACGUAGAGAAUCCACGCAAACUGAAAUCGGAGUGGAUGUUGAACGUAGAGAAUCCACGCAAACUGAUCAUCUGCUUGGCAUUACCUUCGAAACUGGGUUGAUGAGAAUCCCUCCACUGUGUAUUGGAGAGAAUGGAGAACGUUUCGUAAGAAACCUCAUAGCCUAUGAACUGUGUGCCCUAAAGCACACAAAUUAUUACGUUACCUCUUAUGCAAAGUUGUUCAGUUGCCUUAUUAAGUCUACCAAAGAUGCCGAAUUUAUGAUGGCGAAAGGAAUUAUAGAAACGCAGUUGAGCAAGGAGGACAUGGCCUGUUUCUUCACUAGGGUUUGCAAGGACAUUGAAAUUGAAGACGACUUGCUCUACUUCGGUGACCUCACCUGUUCUGUGGAAAUGUAUUGUAAGCGUCGCUGGCUAAGGAGUUGGCUCACAAUGAUCAAACGAGAUUAUUUAUACAAUCCAUCAUCAAUCUGGUCUGUUUCCAGUGGGGUCGUCGUUAUUCUCAUUCUUACCAUCACACAGACAAUUUAUACUGUUCUCUCCUACUACAAGUAA
Prunus avium (sweet cherry) is the source of this 1392-nucleotide messenger RNA. NCBI's taxonomy places the organism in Eukaryota, Viridiplantae, Streptophyta, Magnoliopsida, Rosales, Rosaceae. The record is from RefSeq and is a predicted model, not a curated record.